Panicum hallii is the source of this 860-nucleotide messenger RNA. RefSeq lists its product as uncharacterized. The record is from RefSeq and is a predicted model, not a curated record. The transcript is spliced from 2 exons. Bases 95 to 532 code for a protein of 145 amino acids. NCBI's taxonomy places the organism in Eukaryota, Viridiplantae, Streptophyta, Magnoliopsida, Poales, Poaceae.
GCUUGACCAGCUCGACGAAAGAGGCAGCCAUUUAUUUGUAGCCGCUUGCCCUCUCCCUUGCAUCUCUGAUGGUGGGGAAGGAAAGCUCACGUCCAUGGCAGAGCUUGACAGCGGUUGGGUGGGCGAUGUCCGCAUCGCGUCGCCAAUCACCACCCGGCUCCUCAACGAUGGCUUCGCCCUGCUUCGCUUCGACGAAUCCGAGAAGCUCCGCGAUCUGGAGGCCCGCUUGCUACCGCAGCUGGCGCUCAUGCUGGAGAAGACGGAGAGGAUCCCAACAGGCCAGAUGCCUCAUGUCGAGCUGUGGGCGAAAAGGCUCAGGGCCGCCUUCUACGACGCCGAAGAUAUCCUGAAUGUCGCCGAUUAUCACCGCCUCGAGAACCAGAAAAGUCUGGAGUUUUCGAAGAUUUCUCUGGAGUCUCCGAACAUAGGGGUUUCUUGCAGAAUGUGUCCAGAGUACAGACACGUGCGGAGUCUCCGGACAUCUCCGCAGUCUCCGAAGGUGUUGUUUGGAGUCUCCCAAGAAUUCUUCUGAGCCUCCGGAAUUUAACAUGUUGACAUCAAAUUUUGGGUGAAGGGGUAUAAAUACCCCCUCACCCAUUCCACAUUUACUCUCUCCGACCAGUUUUUACUGCCUCCAUUCCUGAGCAUUGAAGAGCCUUCACUCCCCUUUUGACUUCCAAGUGAGAUUUGGUGACGGGAUUGAAGGGAAAUUGAAGGGAGAGCAAGUGAGUGUGCUAGUGAGCUGAUUUUCCAUCUCUUGAGCACCUCGUUCUUCAUCAAGCCGGUGGAUUUCGUGUUUGUUACUUUUGGAGCUUCAAGCUCCUAGCCGGCUAGGCAUUGUCCGUUGAGCAUCCAAGCUU